AAACAAAUACUUACAGGCAAUAAUAAUGUGGGGAGCCUUGAGGCCCAGAAAGGGGGAGUAAGGGUUGCUUGGAGCUGUGCAGCAGCAGACCAGAAUACUCCAUCAAGUGUCACUUGUCGCUACUGCAAGCAGUGGAGAUUGCGGUUAGGAACGGAGUCGCUGGGAAGUCGUGGACAAUUGGUCAAACAGCUGAGUGACACUUUGAAGGCCAGGAAUGUGAAUCUUCGGAUCCGCUCUUGGCAGGAACUUGGAAGACAGGAGGUUGCUUCCGAUCUAAAAGAGCCUCCUCCCUGCCCCCACUUUUUCCUUUCCAGUCUUACUUAGGCCCCCUUCCUUUUCAUCUUCUACAUAUUAUAUCUUCUUCCCUUUCUCAAUCUCUUCACUGCUCAUUUUAUUUCCAAUUUUUUUUUAGUUUCUAUAUUUCCAAUUUCCAUAUUUAUAAUAGCUACCUAAUAGUACCUAACUGUACAUAAAGUGAACAAAACAAAAAACUGGCUUUUGGUCAAAGAUUAUUGCAGGUUACACAGGGUAAAAAUAUAACAUGAUUUUUUAAAAUCACAAUUAGAAAGAUUUUAAAAAACGAGAUUACAAUGAGUUUGAGUGUAACAAAAGCUUUUGUUUCAUAAAAAGAAUCAUGAAUUCGCUAUGAUGAACUACAAACAUGCAAUUCUAAAGACAAAUAGAGACACAGAAGUCUAAUUAAAAUGCUACAGUAAUGGGAAGGAAAUGUGUAUACGUUUUUGUCCCCGUAAGGUUCCAGGUUUAUAGUUCAAGCAUCAUCACAGCUUAACAUUUACUCUAUGAAGAUUAUUAGCUGUUCUAAUAUAUUACAUGACUCCAGAGCCACGCAGCCUAGUUUGAAAUCCUAACUUCAUCACUGACUAGCAUAUGACCCUAGGCAAGUUCAUUAACCUCCUAUAUGAAAGGAUAAAAAUAGUACCUGUUGUGAGGAUUAAAAGAGAUGAUCCCACAUAAGACACUUAGCACAGUGCCUGGCACAUAGUAAGUGCUUGAUAAAUUGAACUGUGAUGAAUCUAGUGACACCCUUGGCAGAAUUAAGUUAAUAAACAUUAAAUGUAGCCUUUAUGACAUUAGCACUUAUGUUUUAUUUUAAAACUAGCAAGAUAAUUUCCACAAGAACUUUGCUAGU
Molecule: messenger RNA, 1150 nt
Organism: Microcebus murinus (gray mouse lemur)
Lineage: Eukaryota; Metazoa; Chordata; Mammalia; Primates; Cheirogaleidae
Source: RefSeq, a predicted model, not a curated record